This is a messenger RNA of Nothobranchius furzeri (turquoise killifish), 1654 nucleotides long. It is a transcript of the gene cimap1d, whose product is annotated as CIMAP1 family member D. The record is from RefSeq and is a predicted model, not a curated record. Lineage: Eukaryota; Metazoa; Chordata; Actinopteri; Cyprinodontiformes; Nothobranchiidae. Gene Ontology annotation, cellular component: cytoskeleton.
CCAAAUAUGUUUCUGUCAACAACAAAGUCAAGUCUCCAAAGCAACAGUUUGAGCGUGUUAAAGAUUAAUGUUUAAGCGAUGCACAUGCUGACCCUUUGUGAUACCUCCAGCAGCUUACAGCACAGUCCACAAAUAACAAACGUUAAACAGAAAUCUGAAGGCUAAAACAAAGCUAGAUCUGGGCAUUCCGUGUGCAUGGAGGCUUAGGCUGAUAAAGCAGAGGGACAUUAUGUUCCAGCUGAGAUCAACACGACUUGCAAAGGUUGAUCUAGCACUUCUGUUGAAACCAUAAGACAGCAUUGUAGGCAACAUGGGUGCAAGUCUCCGUGGUAACUGCAUGCUUGGCUGAAGAGUGAUAUUGCAUGUCUACACUGUAAUGAGCAGAAAGAGUGAAAAGAGAAGGAGGGGAUCUGGGUUUCAUGGUCUGCAGAAGAGAGGUAGCAUUACAUGAGACUGAAUCAGAGUGUUGACAUUGUUUCUGAGCUGAGCGCACCUAUACAUCCAUCCCUUUGGUAGGCAGGCCAUUCACCUGUCUGAGCCACAUUAGACUGGUGCUUUGGACAAAGGGGCAAAAAGGCAGGUGGAUUACACCCGAGCCAGGUGAGAGUCUGAUGCUGUUGACAUGUUGAUGCGUAUUAUAGGUGUCAGGUUUCCUGGCUGUUUCAGAGGAAAUUGGGGAUUGAUUGUGGAUGAGCCCGGGCUCUGGGUUUUCUGCUGAGAUGUGGAUGAACCCAGAGGACGUACAGUGAUACCUGGAGGAAGGCCACCAGGCAGACUUGGACUCAGGAGGAACAUGGUGCUGUUCUGAUGAUUGACUAUGAACACCCUGCUUCUGAACAGGGAGUUUACCUUUUAGUUUUUCUAGGAUUGUUGGAUUCCUAAAAAUUAUAUAUUAUUUUUACGUCAAAUGGACAAAAAAUACCCAGCAAUAGCAGGAAAAGAAAGAGGACCAGGACCUGGGCGUUAUGGACUUCCUCCUACAAUUGGAUUCAUUGGUCAUGAUUUCACAAAAUCAAGCGGCCCUGCAUAUUCUUUCCACGCCAGAACCAUUAAUACCAUGUAUUCCCUUGACUCCAGUCCAGGACCUCGUUAUCGCAUUGAUCCAAAAAUCACUCGAUUUGGAAAGGAUGGAGCACCUUCACAUUCAAUCUUGGGUAGAACUAAAAAAAGGGAUGCGCUGUUCCACACUCCAGGACCUGGCGCUUACAGCCCCGAGAGAGCGCCACCAUGCAACCUGCAGCGAAGACCCCCAUCCUACACAAUGGGCUCUCGUACACGCUACUGCAGCUCAGACCCAGUCCCUGCUCCUAACAAGUACAGUCUGCCUCCACUCCUCGGCUCUCGUGUACCAAACAAGCCGGCCAGUGCAAGCUACACCAUGUCAGGUAGUUUCAGCAGAGGGGGACCAUCCGUGGAUUUAACCAAGACACCUGGCCCCUGCAGCUACAACAGCACGGACCCGAGUGUUUAUCUUCCCCGGCAGCCUGCGUUUUCCAUGUUGGGACGUCACAGCUUACCGAAAGAUGACACCAAAAAUCCUGGUCCUGGGACAUAUAAUGCAGAAAAAGUCAUGGCUCACAAGGCCCGAGCACCAGCCUACUCCAUGGGCAUAAGACACUCCGAAUUUGUCACCCCACUUGUUAUUGGUCCAUGA